Molecule: messenger RNA, 4112 nt
Organism: Pipistrellus kuhlii (Kuhl's pipistrelle)
Lineage: Eukaryota; Metazoa; Chordata; Mammalia; Chiroptera; Vespertilionidae
Gene: COL6A2
Product: collagen type VI alpha 2 chain
Exons: 28
Coding region: 184-2940 (918 amino acids)
Source: RefSeq, a predicted model, not a curated record
CCGGGAGGGGGCCGGGAGGGGCGGGGCGGUAUAAAGCCGGGGCCCCUCCCGCGUCCCCUCCCUCCUGCCCACUCGGCGCGGCUCUCCGCGCUCGGACCCGAUCCUCGAUCCUCGGACGUGCACGGCGAGGGCGCCCCGCGCUCGGGGUCAGGACGUCAGGGACCACCCACCGGUGCUGCCAAGAUGCUCCGAGGCUCCCGCUCCCUCCUCCUGCUCUGGGGCCUCCUGGGGACCCUGCACGCCCAGCAGCAGGAGGUCAUCGCCCCAGACACAUCUGAGAGAGGCAGCAACUGCCCAGAGAAAGCCGACUGCCCGGUCAAUGUGUACUUCGUGCUGGACACCUCGGAGAGCGUCACCAUGCAGUCCCCCACGGACAGCCUGCUCUACCACAUGCAGCAGUUCGUGCCGCAGUUCAUCAGCCAGCUGCAGGACGAGCUGUACCUGGACCAGGUGGCCCUGAGCUGGCGCUACGGCGGCCUGCACUUCUCCGACCUGGUGGAGGUGUUCAGCCCUCCGGGCAGCGACAGGGCCUCCUUCACCAAAGGCCUGCAGAGCAUCCGCUCCUUCCGCCGCGGCACCUUCACCGACUGCGCGCUGGCCAACAUGACCCAGCAGAUCCGGCAGCACCGGACCAACGGCGCCGUCAACUUCGCCGUGGUCAUCACCGAUGGCCACGUCACGGGCAGCCCGUGCGGCGGCAUCAAGAUGCAGGCCGAGCGGGCCCGCGAGGAGGGCAUCCGGCUCUUCGCCGUGGCCCCCAACCGGAACCUGAACGAGCAGGGCCUGCGGGAGAUCGCCAGCACGCCCCACGAGCUCUACCGCAGCAACUACGCCACCAUGCUGCCCGAGUCCACCGAGAUCGACCAGGACACCAUCAACCGCAUCAUCAAGGUCAUGAAACAUGAGGCCUAUGGAGAGUGCUACAAGGUGAGCUGUCUGGAGAUCCCUGGGCCCCCUGGCCCCAAGGGCUACCGCGGACAAAAGGGCGCCAAGGGCAACAUGGGGGAGCCUGGAGAGCCGGGACAGAAGGGCCGACAGGGGGACCCAGGCAUUGAAGGACCCAUCGGAUUCCCAGGACCCAAGGGUGUUCCCGGUUUCAAAGGAGAGAAGGGAGAAUUCGGAGCUGAUGGGCGGAAGGGAGCCUCCGGCCUGGCCGGCAAGAACGGGACCGAUGGACAGAAGGGCAAGCUGGGGCGCAUUGGACCCCCUGGCUGCAAGGGAGACCCCGGGAGUCGGGGCCUCGACGGCUACCCAGGGGACGCAGGCAGCCCUGGGGAACCCGGAGACCAAGGUGCCAAGGGGGACGCUGGCCGCCCAGGACGCAGAGGGCCCCCAGGAGAGGACGGGGCCAAGGGAAGCAAGGGCUAUCAAGGCAACAACGGAGCCCCGGGAAGUGCCGGCGUGAAAGGAGCCAAAGGCGGGCCCGGGCCCCGGGGGCCCAAAGGCGAGGCUGGGCGCAGGGGAGACCCUGGCACCAAGGGCAGCCCGGGCAGCGAGGGCCCCAAAGGCGAGAAGGGGGACCCUGGCCCCGAGGGACCCCGGGGCCUGGCUGGAGAGGUUGGCGGCAAAGGAGCCAAGGGAGACCGCGGCAUGCCUGGACCCAGAGGCCCCCCUGGGGCUCUGGGGGAGCCUGGGAAGCAGGGAUCUCGGGGAGACCCCGGUGAUGCUGGUCCCCGCGGAGACUCUGGACAGCCUGGCCCAAAGGGAGACCCCGGCAGGCCUGGAUUCAGCUACCCAGGACCCCGAGGAGCGCCUGGAGAGAAAGGCGAGCCGGGCCCACCUGGCCCCGAGGGCGGCAGAGGCGACUUCGGAGUGAAAGGAGCAUCUGGGCGGAAAGGAGAAAAGGGCGAGCCUGCAGAUCCUGGUCCCCCUGGUGAGCCAGGCUCUCGGGGGCCGAGAGGAACCCCAGGACCCGAGGGAGAGCCUGGACCCCCCGGAGACCCCGGCCUCACGGAGUGCGACGUCAUGAACUACGUGCGGGAGACGUGUGGGUGCUGUGACUGUGAGAAGCGGUGUGGCGCCCUGGACGUGGUGUUUGUCAUCGACAGCUCCGAGAGCAUCGGCUACACCAACUUCACGCUGGAGAAGAACUUCGUCAUCAACGUGGUCAACAGGCUGGGGGCCAUCGCCAAGGACCCCAAGUCCGAGACGGGGACCCGAGUGGGCGUCGUGCAGUACAGCCACGAGGGCACCUUCGAGGCCAUCCAGCUGGACGACGAGCGCAUCAACUCGCUGUCCAGCUUCAAGGAGGCGGUCAAGAACCUCGAGUGGAUCGCGGGCGGCACCUGGACGCCCUCCGCCCUCAAGUUCGCCUACAACCAGCUCAUCAAGGAGAGCCGGCGCAAGAAGACCCGCGUGUUCGCCGUGGUCAUCACGGACGGCCGGCACGACCCCCGGGACGACGACCUCAACCUGCGGGCGCUGUGCAACCACGAGGUCACGGUGACGGCCAUCGGCAUCGGCGACAUGUUCCACGAGAAGCACGAGAGCGAGAACCUCAACUCCAUCGCCUGCGACAAGCCCCAGCAGGUGCGCAACAUGACGCUGUUCUCCGACCUGGUGGCCGAGAAGUUCAUCGACGACAUGGAGGACGUCCUGUGCCCGGACCCCCAGAUCGUGUGCCCGGACCUCCCCUGCCAAACAGAUGGACCGCGGCCUGGCGAUGCGCCCCCGGUCACCUUCCUCCGCACGGAAGAGGGCCCGGACGCCUCCUUCCCCACGACCAUCCCCCAGAUCCAACAGUUGCUAAACGCCACGGAGCUCACGCAGGACCCGGCCGCCUACUCCCGGCUGGUGGCCGUGCUGGUCUACACCGCCGAGCGGGCCAAGUUCGCCACGGGAGGCGAGCGGCAGGACUGGAUGGAGCUGUUCAUUGACACCUUUAAGCUGGUGCACAGGGACAUUGUGGGCGACCCCGAGACCGUGUUGGCGCUCUGCUGAAGCCACGGGGUGCUGGUGCUCGGUGCUCCAGAGGCCGGGGCUGCCCCAGCUGGGCCGCGUUCGCUCCCGGGCUGCCCGCGUGCUGGGGGCUAUGGAAGUCAGGCACCAAAAUCAAGGUGUCGUCAGGCCCUCGCUUCCUCUACCCCCAGCUAGGGGGCUCCAGGGAAGGCCCUCCCAGCUCCCAGCUCCCAGCUGCCUGCUCCCAGCUGCCUGCUCCCAGCUGCCUGCAUGGUCACAUGGCCUCGCUCUGUAGUCUAGCCUUCCUCUGCUCCCUUGUAAGGACACAGGUGGCAUUUAGGGCCGACCAGAGAGCCUUGGACAACCUCCCAUCUCAAGGUCUUACGUUAGGCCCAUCUGCAAAGCCCCGUGUUGCCACAUACAGUCACAUCUGCAGGCUUCCAGACUAGGAUGUAGGCAUCUUUGCGGGACGGUAUGACCACACCCCCACCCCCACCCCCCAUCUAGCUGAGCUGCCUCACACAUUUAGGGGACGUAAGAGUCACCCAUUAGGGCAAACCUGCCAAAGCAGCUGGCAGACAGUGAGGAAUGGGCCACAGACACCACCUCCUUGUCCUCCUGCCCCAGGCCCUCUAAGGGUUGGGACGCCCUCUAAGGGCGGCUGAAGCAUGUACAGACCCAUGGGUGCCCGCUCCCCAGAAACCUGAUUAAUACAGAGAAGCCCUCGUCCUUGGGCCCUGUCACUGCUCCUGCCUGUGCCCCCUCCCGAUUCCCAGGGGCAGGGUCUCACCUCCCUGCCGCUCAGGCUCCCUGCCGUGGGUGGGGGUCAGCAGAGGGAAAGAAGGGGAACAGCAGAGCUCCCCUAAACACCCGCCACUCCUGGUUCAGCUUCCGGCCUCUGUGUCCAGGCACCCCUGGUUGAGGAAAACUUCCCGAAAACCAGACACACACACACACACACACACACACACACACACACAUACCUGCCUGCUUGUAGGACUUGAAGUCAGGGCACCCGGAGAACCGGGUGUGUUUAAAGAAGAAGCUGCUAUUCGUUUGCACUGCCAACAAGAUAAGCUACGUCAUUCAUAAGCUCCUUAAGAAAGCAUCCUGUCCGCUGGCGCCCGGCACCGCUCGGUGACACACCCGGGGAGGGGGUGUCCCUCAGGGGCUGUGAGCACGCCUUCAACGUCUUAUAAAAGCUGAAAAACAGA